AUGUUUUCAAAAUUCUUUACAUUUUUACUAGCUUUUAUUAUUUUUCUAAACAUUACUACACUAUCAUAUCCAAUUCCGGUAAAUCGCAAGUUUUCAAAUUUGAAAGAUGAAGACAACAGAAAUUUGAGGAUUUUAGUAGCCAGACAGUAUAGUCCUACCUUCAUUCGAACUCAAAUUUCAUUUCAAACAAUAAUAGUGAAUUCACCGUUGCCUACUGCUGUUGCAAAACCAACUACUACUACACCUUUGGUCAUAUUUGCUACAACUACACCUUUAGUCACAUCUACUACUUCAACCAUAUUUACUACUUCAACCGAAUCUUUAGCUGGACCACCUACUUUAGUUGGAUCUACAUCUUCAAUCGGUCCUGAUAAUACAAUAAGUCCUAUUACUCCAACCUUUAUACUGCCUGCUACCGAAACUUCAACAGAGGCUGCCCCAACUCCUAUACAACAGUGA
Cetraspora pellucida is the source of this 459-nucleotide messenger RNA. Lineage: Eukaryota; Fungi; Glomeromycota; Glomeromycetes; Diversisporales; Gigasporaceae. The record is from the annotation of a GenBank genome assembly.